AUGCCCAUCAAAUCACUCCAGGCGCCAGUCGACGUCCCCCUCGUCGACAUCUGGUCAUACUACCUAGAGCAACCCAGAGACUAUCCCGCCGACAAACCCAUCUUCAUCGACUGCGACACAGGCAGAUCCCACUCCCUCGCCCAAAUCAAACGCCUCGCCCUCACCCUCGGCCAGGGCCUCAUCCACAGCCUCCAAUGGCGCAAAGGCGACGUCAUGGCCCUCUUCACGCCCAACAACAUCGACGUCCCCAUCCUCAACUUUGGCAUCCAGUGGGCCGGCGGCAUCGUCUGCCCCGCGAACCCGACCUACUCGCCCGAGGAGCUCGCCCAGCAGCUCACCGACUCUGGCGCAAAGGCCCUCCUCACGCAGAAGCCGCUGCUGGAGACGGCGAGAAGGGCCGCUGCGCUGGCGGGCUUGCCGGCGGACAGGAUCCUGCUGCUGGGGGAUGGGAGGGAUGAUGAGAAGGGUGUGCAUCGGCAUUGGACCGACAUCACGGCAAAGGGCGCGCGCGUGGUGCCGCAGAAACCGGCCAUUGAUCCUAAGAAGGAUCUGGCGUAUCUUGUGUACAGCUCGGGAACAACGGGCAUGCCCAAGGGCGUGAUGCUCAGCCACUACAACAUCGUCGCCCAGGCUCGCCAGGGAGAGAAAGGCGACCUCAGAACCAUCUCAUGGGACACGGACGCCCAGCUCGGCGUGCUCCCCUUUUUCCACAUCUACGGCCUCGUCAUUGUCCUGGCCACAUCCGUCUUCACGGGCGCCACAUGCGUUGUCCUGCCCAAGUUCGAUCUCGAAAAGGCCUGCCGGCUGAUCCAGGACCACAGCAUCACCUUCAUGUACGUCCCGCCGCCCAUCGUCCUCGCCCUGGGCAAGCACCCCGUCAUCGCAAAGUACGACCUGUCCUCCCUGCGAUGGAUCAACUCGGCCGCCGCGCCGCUGAGCAGGGAGCUGGCCGUUGCGGUGUGGGAGCGCCUCAAGGUCGGCGUCAAGCAGGGCUACGGACUGUCCGAGACGUCGCCUGCCGUCAUGCUGCAGCUUCCGGAGGAGUGGUGGAAGUUUCAGGGGUCGGUCGGGCGGCUGUAUCCUAGUAUGGAGGCCAAGAUUGUGGAUGAAGAUGGGACGGAGCUGGGCUACAACCAGUCCGGAGAGCUUCUCCUCAAGGGACCAAACGUCUUCUCCGGGUACUGGAAGCGACCCGAGCUGAACAAGGACACCUUCACCGAGGACGGCUGGUACAAGACGGGCGACAUCUUUUACUGCUGUCCUAAGGGCAACUUUUACAUUACCGACCGCAAAAAGGAGCUCAUCAAGUACAAGGGCUUCCAAGUGCCGCCCGCCGAGCUCGAAGCCAAGCUCAUCGGCCGCGAGGACAUUGCCGACGUCUGCGUCAUCGGCGUCUGGGACAAGGAGCAGCACACCGAGAUCCCGCGCGCCUACGUCGUCCUCAAGCCCGGCGUCCCCGAGACCGAGGCCAAGGCGCGAGAGAUUGCCGACUGGCUCAACGCAAAGGUCGCGCCGCCCAAGAAGCUGCGGGGCGGCGUGCGCUUCAUCAAGGAAAUUCCCAAGUCGCAGGCGGGCAAGAUUCUGCGGAGGGUGUUGAGGGAUCAGGUCAAGAAGGAGGAGGAGGAAGAGGAGGCCAAGGCGGCGGCGCCCAAGGCCAAGUUGUAA
This is a messenger RNA of Trichoderma reesei QM6a, 1665 nucleotides long. RefSeq lists its product as uncharacterized. The transcript is spliced from 6 exons. Gene Ontology annotation, molecular function: CoA-ligase activity. Bases 1 to 1665 code for a protein of 554 amino acids. Gene Ontology annotation, biological process: secondary metabolic process. The record is from RefSeq and is a predicted model, not a curated record. NCBI's taxonomy places the organism in Eukaryota, Fungi, Ascomycota, Sordariomycetes, Hypocreales, Hypocreaceae.